Molecule: messenger RNA, 628 nt
Organism: Aspergillus vadensis CBS 113365
Lineage: Eukaryota; Fungi; Ascomycota; Eurotiomycetes; Eurotiales; Aspergillaceae
Product: NUDIX hydrolase
Exons: 1
Source: RefSeq, a predicted model, not a curated record
CAUGAAUCCCACCACCACCACCCACAAACAAGAAAUAGAAAUAUCCCCUCACCUCCUCCAUAACCAUCCCUUCCUCAUUCACCCUCUCUCCUCCCUCCCCACCACCCACUACCCCACCUACACCGACUUUGGCGUGGGCGCCUACAUCUUCACCACCCACCAACAAAACCCAAAACCAUACCUUCUCCUCCUCCACCGCUCCCCCACAGACAGCUACCCCCUGCACUGGGAAUCCCCGGGCGGCGGAGCAGACUUUGCCCUCGACGACACGCUCCUCCGGGCACUAUGUCGCGAGGUACUCGAAGAGACAGGGCUGCAGGUGACCAAAGUAGUGGAUUUAGUGGCUGUUGACGAGUGGAAGAAACCGCUCCUGGGGGGUCGUCAGGGAGAGAAGAAGGUGAUUAAGUGGGGGUUUUUAGUUGAAACUGCUUCGGUAGAGGAAGUGACGUUGAAUCCGGAGGAGCAUUGUGCGUUUAAGUGGGUGGAUGAGGGAGAUGUUAGGGAUGCUGUUACCGGGGGUGGAGAAGAGGGGAUGAAGUUUAUUGGGGAUCAGGGGGGGAAUUUACUCAAGGCUUUUGAGGUGUAUCGUCGGUGGUAUACUUCAACAACACCGGAGGAAAGGGAAUAG